Messenger RNA from Hippocampus comes (tiger tail seahorse), 589 nucleotides. Its product is annotated as protamine-like. Bases 101 to 589 code for a protein of 162 amino acids. Gene Ontology annotation, molecular function: DNA binding. The record is from RefSeq and is a predicted model, not a curated record. Lineage: Eukaryota; Metazoa; Chordata; Actinopteri; Syngnathiformes; Syngnathidae. Gene Ontology annotation, cellular component: nucleosome. The transcript is spliced from 2 exons. Gene Ontology annotation, biological process: nucleosome assembly.
UUCACUUGUGGCAUAAUUGGCACUUUAGCCACUCCACUUAUGACCAGACCACCUGGAGGAUCCGCAGAAUAUCGUUCAAUACGGCUCUGGCCCACCGGAAAUGAGCCCUCGAACGCGAUCCAGGAAGAGGGGGGGCGCGGUCUCCAACCUCAUCCUGAAUGCCAUCUCCUACAGCGGCCCGUCUGGCGUCACCUUGGCCGGCCUCAGGAGAGUCCUGAAGGCCAACGGCUACGAUGUGGUGCGCAACAGAGCCCGGCUCCGACUGGCCGUCCGCAGACUGGUGACCAGGAAGUACAUAGUGCGCACCAGGGGAAGACGUCUCAGGAUUAACCCCUACGGCCCUCGCAGGCGCAGAGGCGUUCGAUUGCUGAGGCGGCGAAGGAGGAGGCGGCGGAGAAGGCGGAGGACGAGACGCAGGAGAUAUAGGAGGAGACGCUCCAGGAGAAGAAGGCGCAGGAGGGCCACGCCCGGCCGCAGGAGGAGGAGGAGGAGGAGGGGGAGGAGGAGGAGGAGAAGGAGGAGAAGGAGGUCCGUGAGGAGGAGAAGGAGAAGGAGAUCAUUUCGGAGGAGUGUUUACUUUCUCAACUAA